AUGUCAUUAAUUUCAAGUCAAAGUGAUUGGAAUUCUAAUGGAAAUGGAAACAAAUUAAUGGCCACCCGUUUUGGCCAAAUAAUUAAUUCUUUACUUGAAGACGAUAUUGUCAGAUCUCAUCAAUAUAAUGUUAAUCCUGGAGAAAUACCCCCUUCAUGUUCAAAAACAAAAUGUCCAAUGAGUGAACGUUUAAAACAAAUGGUUAAAUCAGAGGCUGAGAGGCGUGUAAAAAAUUUAUUGUUAGUUGAACAAAUGUUGGCAAAACAUUUUGACACAGACCCUCUCUACGAAAAUGACCCUUUGUCACAUCAAAAUUAUAUUAGAUUAUCACAACUUGACAAGCCUGGGGAAUUUUUACCAUCAUUUAAUUGGACUAAUUAUUUACGUUCAAUAUUGUCUCCAAUAAAUUAUAAAAUAAAUUGGAGAACAGAAAUUUAUGUUUCUGAAGUUGGAUUAUUGCAAAGAUUAGCUAAAACUAUAGAAAAAUUAACAGAUCAACAAAUUGCUGAUUAUUUAGAUUGGCAAAUAUUAUGGACAUUUUUGCCUCAAUUAGAUUCACGUUAUACCCAUCCAUAUGUUGAUGUAAAUAAAAUGAAAGAUUCUUUUAGCGUUAAAAAAUGCCCCAUGGAUAGGCGUUGGAUGAAAAUGGGAGAAAAAUGUAGAAAAUUUAUUGAAUGGUAUUUCCCACAUUUUCUCGAUCAUCUUUAUAUCAAAAAAUAUUUGGGAAGAGGGGUUAAGGAGCAAGUUAAACAAAUAUUUACUGAUAUAUAUGCUGCAUUUAAACAAAUGCUUGAAAGUAAGUAA
Molecule: messenger RNA, 804 nt
Organism: Meloidogyne enterolobii
Lineage: Eukaryota; Metazoa; Nematoda; Chromadorea; Rhabditida; Meloidogynidae
Source: the annotation of a GenBank genome assembly